This is a messenger RNA of Sitophilus oryzae (rice weevil), 751 nucleotides long. Its product is annotated as protein archease-like. Gene Ontology annotation, biological process: tRNA splicing, via endonucleolytic cleavage and ligation. The coding region runs from base 111 to 584 and encodes 157 amino acids. Gene Ontology annotation, cellular component: tRNA-splicing ligase complex. NCBI's taxonomy places the organism in Eukaryota, Metazoa, Arthropoda, Insecta, Coleoptera, Curculionidae. The transcript is spliced from 3 exons. The record is from RefSeq and is a predicted model, not a curated record.
UCAAGAAAUUAAAUAUAACCUCAAAAUUCCGUCACCUUUUUACAAAAAUAUGAUGUUAAAAGUUUAUUUAUUAUCCGAUAGCUAACGUUUAUAAUAUUUUCUAUUGCAGUAUGCCUGAAUUUACACCAGAAGAACUAGCCCUACCUCCCCAAAAGUAUGAGUACUUGGACCACACAGCUGAUGUACAGCUUCACAGUUGGGGCAACAGUCUGAUAGAAGCCUUCGAACAAUGUGGAAUUGCAAUGUUCGGCUACAUGACAGAGCUUGAAAGUGUUGAAAUAAAACAGUGUUCGGAAAUUGAAGCCACCGGCCACGAUUUGGAAAGUCUUCUGUUUCAUUUUCUUGAUGAACUUUUAUUUCUGUUUAGUUGUGAACCUUUUCUAAUUUGUAGUAAAUUAGUAAUAACUGAAUUCAUGACUGAAGGUGAGGAAAUGCACAUAAAAUGCAAAUGUUACGGUGAAGAAUUCACAAUAGGGAAACAUCCACAGGGCACGGAGGUAAAAGCUAUUACUUACUCUGCUAUGCAAAUUGUUAACGAACCUGAACAGAACAACUUUGAGUUGUUUGUUAUUAUUGACAUAUAAUUACGUUUAAGUUAUAAUUACUCUAUGCCUUAAGUAUUCACUUUUAUACCAUGUGGUUGAAAUAAAAAUGACGUCAUGUUACCAUCAAGUGUUUACCAUAAAAUGACAUCUCUAUUAUCCUUUCUAAGAUAACUUGGCAUCUUUUUUUUUCAAUCAUAUUACCUACC